Gaeumannomyces tritici R3-111a-1 is the source of this 3934-nucleotide messenger RNA. RefSeq names its product NAD-specific glutamate dehydrogenase. Bases 450 to 3602 code for a protein of 1050 amino acids. The record is from RefSeq and is a predicted model, not a curated record. The transcript has 5 exons. Gene Ontology annotation, cellular component: mitochondrion. NCBI's taxonomy places the organism in Eukaryota, Fungi, Ascomycota, Sordariomycetes, Magnaporthales, Magnaporthaceae. Gene Ontology annotation, molecular function: L-glutamate dehydrogenase (NAD+) activity.
GGAAUCCGGGCGGUCCAUCGUGUCUGCCGCGCAACGUAGGAGAGUAUAAAAGCCACCCGGUAGGCCGCUUUUUCCCAGGCUAGGAGUCUACCUUGUGUCAGGCCCUCAAGCUCCCGCCGAGCCAUCCUUCUGAUUCGCAGUCUACCAAGCAUUCACUCCUGCUAUUGGUCUGCCGGGCAUCUCGACCAUCUCUAUCGGGCGAGACAGGUACACUCUUAUCCCAGACUAUCCGACGCCCAACUAGCUUCUCUCCUGACCUCUUGACUUGUCUGCAUCCCCGCCUCCUCGGACGCAGCCUUUCUAUUUCUUCUCUCGCUUCCAAACACACCCCUUGGAGAGAUCGGCUCAUCGGAACGGCCGGCGGCAAGGGCGAAUCAUAUACAUCGAGUAGAUACCGACACAGAUUCCCGGAUUAUAUAGACCCUCUUGAGCUUUCGGGAUUUCCCAUCAUGUCGACGCCCGCAGAAAACCCAGCCCAGAAGCUGCUUAGCAGCGUCAAGGAUGAGCCCUCCCGCCAUCCUUCUCCCCAGCCCACGCAUUUCAGCGUCCCUCACCUGGCAAGGCUCAACGGCAAUGGGCACAGGGUUCUUAGGUCAGCCACUGUUGGCUAUGUGGCCCCUGAAUUUGGAGGGAGGGUGGAGCAAAUGGAAGAAGUGAAGAGGAUUAUCCUGGAGGCGGGCUGGAUUCCCGAAGCCGUCGUCGAAGCCCAGAUCACUUGGUUCUACAACGAACUGGGCAUCGACGAUGUCUACUUCCAGCUGGAGGACCCCAAGGUGGUUGCCAACCACAUCACUUCGCUAUAUGCAGCCAAGGUUGCCGCCUUCUCUAGGGAGGACAAGCGUGAGGAGAUUCGGCUUGAUAUGGAGGCGUCAGAUCACGCCAUCUACAUCGACACGAGCGAGCCUGGCCAGAGUGCCAUCGACGGCCCGCGCUACGAGACCCGCCUGGAGUCCAAGUACUUGGAUGGCAACGACACCAGCCGCCGGUUCCGUGUCGAGACAUUCCGCUCGCCGGGUGUUCUGGGCCAGAACGCUGCUAGUGGCGCGAGCCUGCGUUGCUACUUUGUCUACCAGUGCACAUUUGUCGACUCCAACGCCGAGCCGACCGAGACGCGGCUCGAGGUCAUCAGCGACCGCAUGUUCCUGGCCAAGGCUACCAAGAACACCAAGCAGAUCUACCAGGAGAUCAUCGAGCUUGCCGUGAACCGCACCGGUCCUGUCAUCGAGGUGUUUGACAUUGAAGACUCUCCCGAGAAGCGUCUUGUCGUUGCGUUCCGCUCGCGCACGGCGCACGGCAUGUUCAGCGCUCUCAGCGACCUCUACCACUACUACGGCGUCACAAGCUCGCGCAAGUACGUCGAGCAGUUCUCGAACGGCAUCACAGUCAUGAGUCUCUACCUCCGCCCGGCCCCCAACUCGGACGGCAAGUACCCGCCCAUCGAGCAGUCGAUUCACCAGAUCACCAAGGAGACGUCACUGCUGUACUGCAUCCCGCAGAACAAGCUGCAUAGCCUCUUCGCCACGGGCGAGCUGAGCCUACAGGAGGCAAUCUACGGCCACUCCGUAUGGGUCUUUGUGCAGCACUUCCUCAACCGGCUCGGCUCCGAGUACGCGUCCUUGUCAGAGGCGCUGAACCCUAAGAACAACGUGCACGCCGAGAUCCUCUCCAAGCUCAAGCGCCGCCUGCGCACCGAGACAUUCACGCCCGACUACAUUCUGGAAAUCAUCGCAUCCUACCCUGGCCUGGUCCGCGCCCUAUACGCAUCCUUCGCCAGUGUGCACCUGAGUGUCGGUCCCGGGUUCGAGCGUGACGCCAUCUCGCCCACGCCCACCGUCGAGGUGCUGACAGACGCCCGGCUCAAAGACCGCAUCACUAAGGAGGUGUCCAACGAGCACGAGGAGAUGGUCAUGACGGCGUUCCGCGUCUUCAACAAUGCCGUGCUCAAGACCAACUACUUCACGCCCACCAAGGUGGCUCUCAGUUUCCGGCUGGACGCGUCGUUCCUGCCCGAUAUUGAGUAUCCCAAGCCGCUGUACGGCAUGUUCCUCGUCAUCACGUCCGAGUCGCGUGGCUUCCACCUGCGCUUCAAGGACAUUGCCCGUGGAGGCAUCCGCAUUGUCAAGUCGCGCAGCAAGGAGGCCUACUCCAUCAACGCCCGGAACCUGUUUGACGAGAACUACGGACUCGCCAGCACGCAGCAGCGUAAGAACAAGGACAUCCCCGAGGGCGGCUCCAAGGGCGUCAUCCUGCUGGACCCUAAGCAGCAGGACCGGGCGCGUGAGGCAUUUGAGAAGUACAUCGACAGUAUCCUGGACCUGUUGCUCCCGGCUGAGACGCCCGGCAUCAAGAACCCCAUUGUGGAUCUCUACGGCAAGCCCGAGAUCCUCUUCCUGGGUCCCGACGAGAACACAGCCGACCUGGUGGACUGGGCCACUGGCCAUGCCCGGGCCCGCGGGGCGCCUUGGUGGAAGUCCUUCUUCACGGGCAAGUCCCCCAAGCUCGGUGGCAUCCCUCACGACUCUUACGGCAUGACGACGCUGUCGGUGCGCGAGUAUGUCAAGGGCGUCUAUCGGAAGCUGGAGCUCGACCCAUCGACGGUCAGGAAGAUGCAGACGGGCGGCCCAGACGGCGACCUUGGCAGCAACGAGAUUCUCCUGUCCAACGAGAAGUACACGUCCGUGGUCGACGGGUCGGGCGUGCUCUGCGACCCCAACGGCAUCGACAUCGACGAGCUGCGGAGGCUGGCACGUGCGCGUGUCAUGAUCUCACACUUUGACAUGUCCAAGCUCAGCCCCGAGGGCUUCCGGGUUCUCUGUGACGACACCAACGUCACGCUGCCCAACGGCCAGACCAUCUCCAACGGUACUGCGUUCCGCAACACAUACCACCUGCUCGACACGGGUCUGACCGACAUGUUUGUGCCAUGCGGUGGCCGGCCCGAGUCGAUCGAUCUGGUGUCGGUGGGCCGCCUUAUCAAGGACGGCAAGUCGGUGAUCCCGUACAUGGUCGAGGGCGCCAACCUCUUCAUCACGCAGGACGCCAAGCUCCGGCUCGAGGCGGCCGGCUGCGUUCUGAUCAAGGACGCCAGUGCCAACAAGGGUGGAGUGACAUCGUCGUCGCUCGAGGUUCUGGCCUCGCUCAGCUUCGACGACGAGGGCUUCGUUAAGCACAUGUGCCACGACUCGGCCGGAAACGCGCCUGAGUUCUACAAGCAGUACGUCAAGGAGGUACAGGCCAAGAUCUGCGACAACGCCCGGCUCGAGUUCGAGGCCAUCUGGCGCGAGCACGAGCAGACGGGCAUCCAGCGGUCGAUCCUGUCAGACAAGCUGUCGGUGGCCAUCACGACGCUGGACGAGGAGCUGCAGCACUCGGAGCUGUGGACUAACGACAAGAUCCGCACGAGCGUCCUCCUCGACGCGCUUCCCAAGCUGCUGCUGGACAAGAUAGGGCUCGACACCAUUGUCGAGAGGGUGCCCGACAAGUACCUGCGCGCCAUCUUUGGCAGCUACCUGGCGAGCCGCUUCGUCUACGAGUUUGGCUCAUCUCCGAGCCAGUUUUCCUUCUACGACUUCAUGUCGAGGAGAAUGGCUAAGCUGCAGUAGCCGCCCUGGGGGUAGUUCUUUGCUUUUGUUGAUUUGACUGAGCGGCUUCAAGCAACGGCAUGAUUUGCACAAAGUUUUUAAUUCUCGAGGAAGUUUCUCGCAUGUCUUUUUUCUCACUUAUUUUUUUGCUGUUGCUACAUGCUUCACAUUUGCGGGGUUUGCUCUUCUAUGGGAAAGAUUGUCAAUCUCUGGCUGAGGUUUGAAGAAAAAAAAAGGCGAUGGGUCGCAGAGUUGAAAAGGGCAUUAUAGAUAUCAAAAGAACCAGAGCGUGUUUGCUCGUGGAAUUCAGAAACCGCAACAACCCAAGACAUCCAUCAGCUGUCAUCCACUAC